UAACAGCAACGUCAGUCUUGCCCCCCAUCGUAAGUACGUUUGGCUGGCGUCACUGUACACAAUUUAGUUAAUAAGUAAUUUAUUUAUUAGGUGUAUACCUUCUUAUAUAGGUCUUCUCUCUUCAAAAAUUUUGUUCGUUACUCUUAUCUUAAACAAUCUUCAUUCUCAUAGUUUUCGAUUACGUUCCACGAAUUUUUCACGCCGGUCGAUGGUGUAUCGUUAUACGAAAGUCUAAAAACUUGUGUUUAAGUGUUUAUUUUGUUCUAUUUGAAAUAAGUAUCCGGUGUGUGUUGUGAAAGUUCAUUUUUUGUGUUUUCGUUUUUAUGAUAAAAGAUUAAAUCAAUAGUAAACCCAUUUCUCGUAUUGGAUUUUGUAAAAUUUUAACAAUUAUUUUGAUGAAUGUCAUAAGUCAUGCAGAAACUCAAAGGUGUACGUUUGGAAAAUCUGCCAUGCGUCAACAAUUUCUUUUCAUUGUUUUUUGGCAGUGAUGGUCAUUAUAAUAGAAUUUUUGGACAAAGGAAAGCCUCCAUGAAAAAUAUGCAAAAUGCCUCGUUAUGCCCUUCCACACUUAGUAUUGGUCAUCUGAUAAGGCAUGACGACCGAAUCAAACGACCAGCCACUGCGUUCAGCUGGGCUUCUGUACACCAUUUCGAGCGCCCAAAAUCGGUGUUCGUGUAAUAGUUUAUCUUGUAAUCAUGGCGUCGUCGCUCAAUCGGCGGCUGCCGCUAGCAUGAACCAAGAGCCUAAUAAUUACUGCAAUUUGUCAGAAUAUAAUCAAAUUGCAUCCACUGAGUUUAACAAAUUAAAUAACGUUUCAAGUUCUACUGUUGUGGCUAAAAUUUCAAGUAGUAUAGUUUCUACUCCAGCUGCUUAUGUAUCUUCUAUUACUGUACCAAGUGGAUGGAAGCGAAUUAGCAAUAGUGGAGAAAUUUGUUAUAUAAGUCCUAGCAAUACAGUUCUAAAUUCUUUGGAUCAAGUCAAGACUUAUUUAAAAACUCAGGGUACCUGCAAGUGUGGUCUUGAAUGUCCAUUACAUAGUGAACAAGUCUUCAAUUUUGAUGUUACGGUGUUAGCUAAACCAACUUCUGAUUUAGACAUUAUGACAAAUCUGUGUAAUCAUAAAAGGAAAAUGAUGUUUAACAAUGUUGAUAAUAGAUUUGGAAAAAGUUCUUAUGAAUUGGCUGAUAAUCGUAAAAAGAGAAAAAUGUCUAGUAUUCAACAACAGUUUUCAUAUCCUUCAUAUGAUGGUGAUAAUACUAUUGAAAAAGAAAACUAUUUACAUUCAAUGGGUUCUCAACAGAUGCAAUGGCCAGAUGUUUGUGCUGAGACCAUCAAUCAAGUGAAAUUUCAUCCUUCAACAUCGGAUUCAUUAUUACAUUCUCAAAUGCAUCCCAUUAUGACUCAAAAUUCACCUACCUUGAUGAAUUCUCAAGGAACUGUAAGGUCUACAUCUCAAACAAUGAUGCCUAAUUCUCAAGGAACUACGCCAUCCUCUAAUCAAGAACUUCCUAUGUUAAAUAUUCAAGGUGUAGAUAUCGAAAAUUCUAGACACUCACAUUAUCCAAAUAAUUACUAUAACUUGGAAGUAGAUUAUGAUCAAACUAAUAGAAAUGGUUUAAGGUACAAUUCUCCUCCUAACCGAUCUCAUGACAUGGAUACUAUUCAACCAAAUUUAUCUUGUCAAACUAAUCACCAUCAAUUUAAUUGUGAUACUAAUUCACAAGAGUUUUAUCACAAGAACAAUAUGUAUCAACAUGAACAAAUGCAAUAUAGUAAUUAUGAUAGCCAAAGAAUUCAAAAAAGUUUUAAUUGUUCUAGUCAUUGUGAACAGUAUUGUAAUCCUGGAGAACCAAAUCCUAGUUAUGAUAAUCAAAUGAAUCCAUUUCAACAGACAUCUCAGCCACAGCUACCAAGAAAUCAUGGAUCUACCAACCAUCAGUAUUUCCAACAAAUGUAUCAAGAUCAAAACAAUUAUCAAACAGAAUCUUAUCCAGACAAUAAUAAUGGACAGCGCGAUGAAUUCACAUCACAUUAUCAAUUUGAGUCUAAUACUCCAUCUCAGUGCCAUCACAUAGAUUGUAAUUGUAAAACAUGUAUUCCUAAUAAAAAUACUGUGGAAAAACCUAUCGAGACUUCACAAAUAAAGCCAUUAGUACCUCAGUUAAAGUCAGCUCAAUCUCAAAAUGAUUACCAAAAUACUCAAACUACUAUGAAACCUUCUAUAACAUCUCAAAAUAAAUCUACACCCCCUUGGCAAUUAAAUAAGUAUAACCAAACAACACAAGUUGUCACUCAAGAUACCUCCAAAAAGUUAGUUGAAGAACGAGUGCCUCCUAUUAAUUCACAAACACCUCAUAUCAAUGUCAGAGCAGAAGAUAGAAUUCGUAAACCAAUUAAACAGUUGAAUAAACAACCAAUUUACAGUAAAAAACCCAAAUCACCAUCCGAAGAAAACAUUUAUCCUUCCUUUUUGGAUGAUCCUAGUGGUUAUUUAGCUCAACAAACUGCUUUACUUAAUAGUACAAUUAGUACAAAUUCAUUCUCACCAUUAUCUCCUCCUAUCCAAUUACAAAAACCUGAGAAGCCAAGAUUCACUACAAAUGUUACAACUAUGGCUAGUGGUAAAACUGCAAGCUGUAAUACAGUUACAUCAGUAUUAGCUGGUAGAACUAAUACAUCCGUUGUCACUGUUAAUACUUCAGAAGAACAGGCAAUACCUGUUGGACAACAAAAUGUUCCUAAUAAAACUCCUUUAGAAAUGGUGCAAAGUGUAGUGAGUAGUAUUCAAAUACCUCCUACAUCUGAAAAACAGGAUAAUGUACAACCAAGCCAUAUUUUAUUUACAAGUAAUGGUCAACUAAUGAUGGCAUCAACUAAAAUUCAAUCACCAAACACUUCUCAAGUUCUUUCUGCCGUACAGCAACAAGUGCAACCCACUGUUUUAGUUAACACGCUGCAAGGAACUCAAGGAACAUUACUACUUCAACCUGGUAAUGUUAUGACAGUAGAUCAAGUUCAAGUGCCUCAACUUACAGUUACAACUGGAAAUGUUGACACUGGAUCAUUUUCACCCAGGAGUUCUAAUUUAUUAUCAUCACCAGACUGCAAGCGUAAAAUAAAUAAUGUCAAGAAACGUAAAUCUCCUCAAAUUUCCCCUAAUCAGAGCAAUUCCAAUGUAAUGUUACAUUCUCCUCAGCAAAAUUAUCACCAACCCGUUGUUCAAACAUUAAUACUACCUAAUAAAACUACUCAGUAUAGCAAUCAACAGCUUAUUACUAAUGUGUUGCAGCCAGUUAGUCUUGUUCAUAAUGUUCCUGCAAUUCAACAAUUUAUUGUUCCAACAAACCUUGGAGGUGUUGUAAUGACAGACAAUACUAUAUUGCAAGAUGGUGUACAUUUAAAUGUUUUAACACCAUUUGCAAAUACUGGACAAAAUAUAUUACCUACUGGUAUGGUAUUGAGAACAGCUCAAACACAACAAAGGCACCAGCAAAAUAAUCAAUUUAUAGUCAAUAGUGUUGGACAACUAAGUCCAAUUUUGACUGCUAAUUUAAAUCAAACUCAACAUCAAAGUCAGAAUAGAAGUCAGCAACAAAAUGAAAUUAUACAUGUAGUACCUUGUUCUGUACAACAAAGUCAAGAUAAUACAACAGUUGUUCAACAAAAUACAACUAUAGUUCAACAGCAAAUGACAAUGGUAUCUGGACAACAAAGUAAUGAGCAAAGCAAUUUGUUAAUUAAUGAAAAACAAGGGCAAAAUUUUAUUUUAGCUGACAACAAGCAGCAUGGUUUUAUUUUAAGUCCAAAAGAUAAGCAACAUACUGGUACACAUUACAUAUUAAAUAAUGUAAAUUCGGAAAAAAAAACACAAAGCUUUAUUAUUACUAGUCCAACUUCUAGUGAAAAACAGUUGUGUGGAAAUUUUAUUCUAGAAAAAUCAAACUCUUCAGGAAAUUUUAUUAUAACUACCACUACUCCUGAUAAAAGUUCAAAAUUUUCAAAACAUUCAGUAUCAACACAAACUGCUGCUGGACAACAAGUUCUACAAAUUUCUCCAACAUCAACUUUAUUAGUUGCAACUAAUCGUAAUUCUUAUGUCGGUAGUCCACCUGAUACAACAACAUUAAGUCCUGUUAGUGGUCAUAGUCCUCCAACAAAAGUUGAGAUGCCCUCAAGUUCAGUUACUGCCGACUUAGAUGCUGCUCUGUCUCCAUCUUCAACGUUUUCUGAUAUACACAACAGGCAACCAAUGGUACAUUGUAUUUCAAGUAGUAAUGUUGUUGAUUGGUCAGAUAAUUCAACUGAUGAAAGAAAAACUGUAUCAAGUGCUUCUGGUUCACCUAAUAUGUAUUCUGUUGAACAUGCAUACCCCAGAUGAUAAAUACUGUAAUGAUAGAGAUUGUUCAAAAUCAUUAAGAUCAAGUAGAAACGUGAAGAUUUUAACUUGUCCAAGGAGUAAUGACUUUUUUUUUUAAAAGUGGUUUCUAUGCUUUAAUAACAGUUUCAUUACUAUAAAUUAUCUCAUCAAGUUCCUAUGAAUACUUUAAUUCAUCUGUAUUAUACAUCUUUUAGAAGUGUAAACAUGUCUUAUAAAACUAAACUAAACUAAAGAAUGUCAAUGUAAUAUUUGUUCUAAGGAAACAUGCUAUAUGAUUAUUAGAAAUAAAAAAGUAUUUCAUCGUAAUCAAAUAUUUUCCUUACCAAUUAUUUUAUAAAUUUUCUAUGAAAAUUACCUCUUAAGUAAUGUUGCAAAGUUGUUCAGCAAACAAGUCCUAUUAUGGAACUUAAAAAAAAAACAAUUACAAUUGUUGGUAUUUAAUUGAAUAUUAAUGGCUUUUUUAAUUAAUUUAGUUAUACUUUCAUGUAACAUUUUUUUAAAUACAACUUAUUUAAAUUAGAUUCCAUCCUGCUUAAUAUUAAUGAAAAAUAGGUUUUAAAUAUUUAAGUAUACUUAAAAUAUGAGUGGUAUUACAAUUUUUUUAAUAUGUUAGUAAAUAUUUUUAUUAAAAUCAAAUUUUA
This is a messenger RNA of Daktulosphaira vitifoliae (grape phylloxera), 5019 nucleotides long. RefSeq lists its product as uncharacterized. The record is from RefSeq and is a predicted model, not a curated record. The coding region runs from base 593 to 4378 and encodes 1261 amino acids. The transcript is spliced from 6 exons. Gene Ontology annotation, cellular component: nucleus; chromocenter. Lineage: Eukaryota; Metazoa; Arthropoda; Insecta; Hemiptera; Phylloxeridae. Gene Ontology annotation, molecular function: zinc ion binding; DNA binding; chromatin binding.